CAGAAUACGUGUAUCUCGUGCUUUUUUUUUUUUUUUUUUUUUUUUGAGACGAAGCCUCGCCCUUAUCGCCCAGGCUGGAAUGCAAAGGCGCCAUCUCGUUUCACUGCAACCUCCGCCUUCCGGGUUCAAGAUUUUCCUGCCUCAGCCUCUCAAGUAGCUGGGAUUACAGACAACUGCCCCACGCCCAGCAAAUUGUUUACAUUUUUAGUAGAGACGGGAUUUAACCAUGUUAGGUAGGCUAGUCUAGAUCCGCACACGCCUCGGCCUCCCAAAGUGCUGGAACUACAAAAUUGGAAAAAUUAUUCCCUAGAAAACGGUGAUAUUCAGCAUUAAAGCUCUUUAUGUGAGACUUGAGUGGCUCUGAAAAGAGCCUUUGAGUUCUAAAGUGCCUAAGCACACAUUUACUUGGAGCUUGUAUACUUGGUGACAGCCUUAGUACCUUCGGACACUGCGUGCUUGGCCAGCUCUCCAGGAAGCAGCAGUCGCACGGCCGUCUGGAUCUCCCUGGAGGUGAUGGUGGAGCGCUUGUUGUAGUGCGCCAGGCGGGAAGCCUCGCCUGCGAUGCGCUCGAAGAUGUCGUUUACAAAGGAAUUCAUGAUGCCCAUGGCUUUCGAUGAGAUGCCGGUAUCCGGGUGAACCUGUUUCAGCACCUUGUACACGUAUACGGAGUAGCUCUCCUUACGGCUGCGCUUGCGCUUCUUGCCAUCCUUCUUUUGCGCCUUGGUCACAGCCUUCUUGGAGCCCUUCUUGGGAGCAGGAGCUGACUUAGCUGGCUCAGGCAUAUUGUCAGAAAUUAAGAACAACAGUAAGGAUGAAAGCACUUAAAUAACAGCUCGUGUCUAGAGUCUCUCCUUUUAUACGUCUUUUAUGCAAAUAAAGAACUCAAAUUAUUCAGCACUGAUUGGGCAAUGUGUUAGUGACGCAUACAUGUAAAAUAGCUUUCACCUUAUUUCCUUUCUAAUUGGUUGUUUCGUCAAAGAAUAAUUUUAACCAAUCAAACUGCGCCUUUUACAAUUCUACCGACGACUAUAACUAGCUUCUUAUUCCUCCAUCGAGCACAUUCUUUUUCUUUAUCCUGUUGGUUGUUAUCUCUUGUGCUGCUAGGAAGCCACUAUGUCUGGACGUGGAAAGCAAGGCGGCAAAGCUCGGGCAAAGGCUAAAACGCGUUCUUCCAGGGCCGGGCUGCAGUUUCCAGUCGGCCGUGUCCACCGCCUCCUCCGCAAGGGCAACUAUUCCGAACGAGUCGGGGCGGGCGCUCCUGUGUACCUGGCGGCGGUGCUGGAAUAUCUGACCGCUGAGAUCUUGGAGCUAGCUGGCAACGCGGCUCGCGACAACAAGAAGACCCGCAUCAUCCCGCGCCACCUGCAGCUAGCCAUCCGCAACGACGAGGAGCUAAAUAAGCUUCUAGGUCGCGUGACCAUUGCGCAGGGCGGUGUCCUGCCCAACAUCCAGGCCGUGCUGCUGCCUAAGAAGACGGAGAGCCACCAUAAGGCCAAGGGCAAGUGAAAUGAUUACUAGUCGAGUCCAUCAGUGACCCCGAGUCCCAGAAACCAAAGGCUCUUUUCAGAGCCACCUACUUUUUCUGUAAAGUGCUGGAAUACACAUACAAUGCCUGAAACCCUGUUCUAGUUUUACGAAUGCUUCUAACGUUACUGGUCAGUUCAUGAUUGAAAUCCUUGCUCACA
Messenger RNA from Macaca mulatta (Rhesus monkey), 1685 nucleotides. It is a transcript of the gene H2AC8, whose product is annotated as H2A clustered histone 8. Gene Ontology annotation, cellular component: nucleosome. Gene Ontology annotation, molecular function: DNA binding; protein heterodimerization activity; structural constituent of chromatin. The record is from RefSeq and is a predicted model, not a curated record. NCBI's taxonomy places the organism in Eukaryota, Metazoa, Chordata, Mammalia, Primates, Cercopithecidae.